Molecule: messenger RNA, 2019 nt
Organism: Kwoniella botswanensis
Lineage: Eukaryota; Fungi; Basidiomycota; Tremellomycetes; Tremellales; Cryptococcaceae
Exons: 10
Coding region: 1-2019 (672 amino acids)
Cellular component (GO): cytoplasm
Molecular function (GO): protein binding
Source: RefSeq, a predicted model, not a curated record
AUGCAACGAAAAGCGCUCAAACAGUUGGGCAAGGUAACGCAAUGGACGAAUGAGAAGGUGUUUUCAGGAGAGAAGACCAACCUCUCUUCUGAAUUUACAGAGUUCGAGAAGGAGAUUGACGUUAGGAGAAUAGGGAUUGAGCGGUUACACGCAACAUCGCAACCGUUCUACAACCAAUUAACAAAAGUCAAACCCACUGCUGACCCCUAUCCACCGCCCGGGUCAGGCAAAGACAAGAUAACUUACACCGAGGCUCUGGGUCUGGUCAUGAUUGAUUAUGGAGAUGAGAUAGGUGAAGAAUAUGGUGAUGGACUAUCGAAGUAUGGAAGAGCUAGAUGUAGACUCGCUGCUGCUCAAGAGGACUUCAGUGCUAGGCUGGGCGAUGGCUAUAUCGCUGGAAUGGAAACUGCAUUGGCAGCGGUGAACGAGUAUAAAGCUCUAAGAAAAAAGUUGGAUUCUAGAAGGCUCGCCUUAGACGCGGCGAUAUCGAAAGCUCAAAAUAGCAAGAAAGAUUCGGCGGCACUAGAGGAAGAGGUCAACAUUGCCAAGGCUAGAUUUGAAGAAAUAGAAGAAGAGACUCAACAAAGAAUGAUUGGAAUACAAGAGACUGAAGAACAGCAGAUUAUUGGUCUUAAAGAUCUUUUAGAAGCUGAAUUGGAAUAUCAUAGUAAAUGCCAUGAUAUAUUGAAAGAUCUUUACAAUAAUUGGGGCGGAAAUGGUAGUCGAUCAAUAAACACUCGUGCCAGGUCCAAUACGGCUACCUCCUCUCGAUCGCUCGGACGGACAGCAGUCACCCGAUCACAUACCUCUCGACAUGGGUUACCGCAAUCGUCCGACGACGAAGGAGCCGUCACAACGAACAGAUCCAGAUCGCAUAGUAAUGCUUCUUCGAACGGUAAAUCCAAGGAGAAGAAAUCGAUGUUGCCCUCAUUCGGUUCAUUUGGUCGGAAAUCAGGUCUUUCAGCUGUUGCGUCAUCCUCGCACAAGAAGAAAUCAUCGUACAGUAAAGAUAAAUUCAAUGAUUCCAGAGCUGCGCUGAAUUCGGAAGAAGACGAAGAUUAUGGGGAAGAACCACCAACAAGAUCGAUGUCUCAACUUUCCACCUCCAGUUCUUUCUACAAUGCACCUCAACCACCCGCAAUGCGACGAGCGUUAACUUCUCCGCCGAAGUAUACCGAUCCCAACGCUCAUUAUGUCAAAGCGCUAUAUGACUAUCAUGGCAAUGCGUCGGAUGAACUGGAUUUGACGAUUGGGCAGGUGAUAGAAGUGAAGACCAAGGUAUCGGAUGAUUGGUGGAUUGGCGAAUGUGAUGGUAGAUCGGGAUUAUUCCCUAAAUCAUACACCGAAGAUUAUACACCUUCACCUCAAACUGCCGUACCUCCCCCAAUGCCGACCAGACGAAUGCUACCGCCUGAUAGCUCUUCAGGUCAGAGAAACAUGCCUCCUCCCCCGGCUUCAUCCACUAUUUCCAACAAACGAAACAACUUACCGCCUUCGCCAGUGAUGGGUUUUACAGAGAGUGAAUCGGAAUUGGAAUCCGAUGCAUAUGGAUUUUCAGAUGCUGAACAUAAUCAAACCGCUUCUUUGGCUGCUGAAGCUCAUCCUGUUGCUAUAGCAAGGGAAAGAUCAAAUACAAUUGGCAAAAAGGGACCUCCCCCGCCACCGCCACAAUCUAGAAGAUCAGCAUCUUCAAAUAACCUCCUGAACAUCGGUGCUACUUCCUCCUCGGCUCAUCUUACACCACCUCAACCUAUCUUUGGUAGACAGAGAUCUGGUACAGCCACUUCUGCAAGUACCAAGAUAUUCUCGCCCUUUGCUGGAUCAGAGGACGACGAGGAUUAUCAUGAUCAUGACCAUAACAAUACAGUCUCAAAUGGGUUGUCCUCAAUGCACAUCUCUCCGCAAGCUUCACAUGGUGAGGUCAACGCAGGACAAUGUGGGAUUUGUGGAUGUGAGGAUUUCACCCAGAAUGUCUUUAAAAGUAAAGGGACUUGCUCGACUUGUUUCCACGCGCAUUAG